Molecule: messenger RNA, 4006 nt
Organism: Hippocampus zosterae (dwarf seahorse)
Lineage: Eukaryota; Metazoa; Chordata; Actinopteri; Syngnathiformes; Syngnathidae
Gene: nmt2
Product: N-myristoyltransferase 2
Exons: 12
Coding region: 124-1602 (492 amino acids)
Biological process (GO): N-terminal peptidyl-glycine N-myristoylation
Cellular component (GO): cytoplasm
Molecular function (GO): glycylpeptide N-tetradecanoyltransferase activity
Source: RefSeq, a predicted model, not a curated record
CCCGACUGGUCGAAUUUCUUUUGUUUUUCCGAUGAGUAGCCACUCGCCGCGAUCUCUAUCAGACGGUACUUGGGCAGUUUUCUCUCCCUUGACCCCCUCCCCCUCCCUUUUUCUAAAGUCUUAAUGAUGGCGGAGGACAGCGAAUCCGCCGCCAGCCAGCAGAGCUUGGAGCUGGACGACCAGGAUACUUGCGGGAUAGACGGGGACAACGAGGAGGAGAACGAGAACGCACAAGGGAGUCCUGGCGGGGAUUUGGGGGCCAAGAGAAAGAAGAAGAAGCAGAAGAGGAAGAAAGAAAAGCCAAGCUCUGGAGGAGCCAAAUCAGACUCUGCCUCUGACUCUCAGGAGAUCAAGAAUCCUGGCUUGCCGAUCCAGAAGCUGCAGGACAUCCAAAGAGCUAUGGAGCUGCUGUCCUGUCAAGGCCCAGCUAAGAGCAUUGAUGAGGCAGCCAAACACAAAUAUCAGUUUUGGGACACACAGCCGGUGCCCAAGUUAAAUGAGGUGGUGACGAGUCACGGCCCGAUCGAAGCUGAGAAAGAAAAUAUCCGACAGGAGCCUUAUUCCUUACCUCAAGGCUUCAUGUGGGACACUCUAGAUCUCAGCAAUUCGGAUGUACUGAAGGAACUGUACACAUUGUUAAACGAGAACUAUGUGGAGGAUGACGAUAACAUGUUCAGAUUUGAUUAUUCGCCAAGCUUCCUCAAAUGGGCUUUACGUCCGCCUGGUUGGUUACCUCAGUGGCACUGCGGAGUGAGAGUCUCCUCAAACAAGAAGCUUGUCGGCUUCAUCAGUGCCAUUCCUGCAGACAUCCGUGUUUAUGACACGUUGAAGAGGAUGGUGGAAAUCAACUUCCUCUGUGUCCAUAAGAAGCUGCGUUCAAAGCGUGUGGCGCCAGUGCUCAUCAGAGAGAUCACACGGCGGGUCAACCUGGAAGGAAUAUUUCAGGCGGUGUACACAGCAGGCGUCGUGCUGCCUAAACCGGUUUCCACGUGCAGGUAUUGGCAUCGUUCUCUAAAUCCCAGAAAGCUUGUGGAAGUUAAGUUCUCUCACCUGAGCAGAAACAUGACCCUGCAAAGAACCAUGAAACUCUACAGACUGCCAGAUAGCACCAAGACAGCAGGGCUACGGCCGAUGGAGCGGCGCGACAUCCGGCAGGUGACCGAACUGCUGCAGAGGUUCUUGAGACGCUUCCAGCUGGCGCCGUCCAUGAGCGACGAGGAGGUGGCUCACUGGCUCCUUCCUCAGGAAAACAUCAUAGACACAUAUGUCAUCGAGGGUGCUGGUGGUGUCUUGACCGACUUUGCUAGUUUCUACACUCUACCCUCCACGGUGAUGCAUCACCCCCUGCAUCGGAGCUUGAAGGCUGCAUACUCCUUUUACAAUGUUCACACGCAAACACCGCUACUGGACUUAAUGAAUGACACCCUGAUCCUUGCCAAACUGAAAGGCUUUGAUGUGUUCAAUGCCUUGGAUCUAAUGGAGAAUAAAGUUUUUCUGGAAAAGCUCAAGUUUGGUAUAGGAGAUGGAAAUCUGCGGUAUUACCUCUACAACUGGAAAUGUCCCUCGAUGGACGCUGAUAAGGUUGGCCUGGUCCUACAGUAGCCCCCGUGCCUUGAAGGCUGCUACAGACACAUAUACACACACAAACACACUGAUACACGAUGAGGACACAAGGUCUGGCAAUUACGUACCUGCACACACAAGGUCGCCCAUGCCAGACUACGGUGAGAAAAACAACCUUUAUUCUGGGAAGAUGUUUAUUAUUAUUUUUCCACCACUGGCGCUUUUUUUCCAGCUCACUUGCAGGUAAAAAUCAAUUUUAAAAAGAUGCUCAACAUUUUGAAUAUGAACGUCAUGUUAUGCCUGAUACGUACGCCUACGUUUGAAACAAACCAGUUUGGCAUGCACAGAGAUCACCGGCAUGCCGUUGUUGUCAUAAACAGUAUGGAAAUCUGACAACUUUAUUAGUUGGCAACUUCUCUCUCUUUUCUUUAUUUUUUGGGGAAGUUAUGUUGUCCCUCUAUACUACUGCAUCUCACCAAUAGAGGGCUGUUCAUGCAAUAUAUAUCAUUCCAAUGCUGGGUACUUCAAUUAAUUUUGUUCUCUGUACAUACAGACUUGUACACUGUCACAUGGUCAUAAAACCAACUGGUGCAUUGACUUUUUUUUUAAAUAUUAAACAUUGAGUUACAUGUACAGCAUGAAGCCAUGCACUCGGUUUAGUUAUUUUUUAUUUUUAUUUUAAUGAAGAAUGUAUUACAUCAAUGAAGCACAACUUCUCAGUUUCAAAAAGGUCCUCACGGUGGCCAAUGUUUGGGGAAAAAAAUGCUGUGGUACUUCUCAGUGUGAAAGUGAGCUGCUACCAUGUUACAAUACGUAGUCAAUAGCCUUUAAAGCCAUGGGUAUUUUUGGGGGUUGAAAAUGUUCCAUGUCCCACUGUUCAUUGUUUCUGUACUUUUUGCAUAACUUGUUUUGCUGAGUGGUCAUGAUCAUGACGGGUGUUUGAUUCAUGAAUAAACCAUUACAUUUCCUGGUUCAGCCAGAACUGGUAUUUAAAAAAAAGGACCCUUACCUCGCCAUUGCAAGGCUUCAAACAGAAAGUGGCCGCAGAGAUUGGAAUGCCACCGAGUGCAACAGACGGUGAGAGACUGAAGGAAUCACAGAUGUGAUUGUCCUUGGAAAUAAAAAAAAAAACUUUGUGAAUUUUGCCACUGAGCACUUUGGUGUGCAAAAAAUACUCACCAGUUUAACAGUUGGGCAAGUAAAGGUUUAUAGGUCAUAUGAGGUUCACCGGGAAAGGUUAUCGUGGAUUUUAAGUUCAUCCUAACCUUUUGUGCGUAGUGUACAAUAAUGUCAUACAAUUUAGUAUGGCUCUCAGAGAACUUUAUUACAAACUCCACCUGAUUGAAAAUUGUGAACAUGACAUUGCGCAUACAUGUUUUCAAUCACAAAUCAGGGUUGACUCACGGUGGCAAUGAAAACAACACAAAUGAUCAGACGGCAGGCGUUGAGAGGCUAAUCAUCAACAAAACAGCAACUUCUCGUCUUCCUGUUGUAUUUGGGACAAUAGAGUCUUGCGGAGAAAUUAGCAUUUAGUUAAGUCAGAGAAUAAGCUGCUGGAAAGCAUUUUUUUUUGGUCAUUUCAUAUGCAAAAAUAUCCUGUUAAUCACCUUGUCCGAUUCAUUUUAGAGAGAAUUAUUUAGAUUGUAUCUGGGGGAAAGAGGCGACAUAUUUUUGCUAUUUUGGGGCUUUUUCACCGUUUUUGAUGUCUUCAUCCCUCCCCAUUUUAUUCACUUUGUACUCCUCCUGUGUCAGACAAAUCUACUGUAUUUUUUAGGUGUUGAGCAGCUAAAUGCAUGGAAAAUACUCCAUUUAUAAUUGAGUUUGUGACAGUUUUCCCUCUGUGUUAAAGUCUAAAUGGGCAACCAGAGAAGUGUGAUAUCAUUUGGUUUAUCUUGUUUAGGUUCAAGUGAGCCUCCGCUGUUGUUCCAUGGUCACAUUUGAGAUGUUCUACAUUGUCUUCUUUUUACAUGCUUUUCCUCUACCUUUUACAACAGAUGAAGAAAGCAGUCUGCUAUCAGAACAUUAUUUCUUUCGUUUAUAUGUUUGAAACCUUGAGUGAGUUGCAUUCGCCAAGACGGCUGAACUUCUGUUCAACGCAGACGGACGCUAGUUGUGUCUCCAAAAACGUGUGAAUGUUGCUGCAGUGACUGUAGGAUAUAUCGUUUUGCUACCUUUAGUGACAACUUUGGCCCUGUGAACCUGCCUUAUUUGGAAUAUUUUGUUAGUUUUUCCAGGAGUUUGACAUCAUGGGGUAAACAAUCCGCACAGCUUUACUGAAGAACAAUUUUUAAAAAUUCAAAUCCAUUACAAGCUGUGAAAAGGCUGACAGAACUUGUACCAGCAUCAUUGUAGACCACAUGACGCCAUGCAAUUAAUCUGUUUCAACAAACGCCGCCUAUGCCAGCAUGGAUAUUUGAAUAAAUUCACAUAACAAAAUCAACAA